Messenger RNA from Nymphaea colorata (pocket water lily), 1823 nucleotides. RefSeq lists its product as uncharacterized. Bases 225 to 1517 code for a protein of 430 amino acids. The record is from RefSeq and is a predicted model, not a curated record. NCBI's taxonomy places the organism in Eukaryota, Viridiplantae, Streptophyta, Magnoliopsida, Nymphaeales, Nymphaeaceae. The transcript has 9 exons.
CGGCGAACCCGUUAUCGGAAAACGUCGAGAUUCGAACCCGAUAUUCCAAGUAAAGCGCUCUAAACCGCUGCCGCCAACUCACCUUCUCCGCCACUUCCCGCGGGCACGCAUGUUCACGCCACCGGCUGCGCCACCGAGAGGGUAACCCCCUCUGUCGCCACCAGUGUCCGUUUCCCCGGUCGCCCACUCUUUGCCCCAAAUCAACGGCGGCGGUAGUCAGCUCGAUGGACUCUUCCCAUCGACCUGGUGAUGCCCAGGCCGCAGACCUCUCUGCCAGCACCACCGAUGACUACGUCCACGUUCCGCCUCCCGCUGCCUCCGGCGAGCCCGAUGAAACCCUAGUCCCCGUCGUCGCCGCCCCUUCCGAGGAGCAGUACGAAACAGUGAAUCUCAUUGCCGAUCCACCCUCCGGGGAGCCGGACAGUGCCGUGGCCCCCGCAGGCGAUGCCUCAACCCGUCGGCCGAACGAAGGCUUAAUCCGAGUUGACUCUGCGAGGUCCGAGCCAGAGGAGGAAGGGGCGGCAGGAGAGCCGCUGUCUCUGGAAGAUUCAGAGAGCGAAGAAGCUGAAACGGAGCAUGGUUACCUUCCCAGCGAAGAAGACCCUCGAGAAUUGGUAGAUCUUGGGGGUUGGACCGGCGAGAACGUGAAGUUCGAGCUCCCGCCGGAACUCACGAAGAACGUCGUCUUUCUGGAGUGCGAAUCAUCGGCUCCCGGGGGGGUCUGCCGGAUCUGUUUGGUUGGAACUGCUCACGUGUCGAAGGAAUCAUGCGAUGAAGUUCAAGCGAUCAUCAAUCUCUUGAAACCGCAGGUGGUCUUUUUGGAGCUAUGCUCAAAUCGGGUAGCCUUUUUAUCUCCCAAUGUUCAGCAAGUCCAGUCACUGCGGGAAAUGGUUGAUAUAUGGAAGAAAGGGGAGAUGAAUCUUUUUGGACUUCUCUACAGUUGGUUCUUUUCCAAGGUCGCAAACCAACUUGAAGUGACACCUGGUGCUGAGUUCCGUACAGCUUAUGAAGCAGCAAUUAGUUACGGGGCAAGGGUUAUACUCGGUGAUCGUCCUAUCAAGGUGACAUUGAGAAGAACAUGGGGACUGAUGCCUUUGUGGCAAAAAAUAAAGCUUCUGCUGCACAUGUUUUUCCAAGGAAUCUGUUUACCAGGUGCAAAAGAUCUCAAUGACAUGCUGAAGGCAAUGGGUGAUGUUGACAUGUUCACAUUUGUGGUUCAAGAAAUGAGCAAGUCUUACCCAACAUUUAUGGAGACCAUUGUUCAUGAACGUGAUCGGUAUAUGUCACAUACAUUGUUACGGGUUGCAAGUAGCCAUAAUUCUGUUGUGGGUGUUGUUGGCAAGGGUCAUUUACCUGGAAUUAAGGAGCACUGGAAGCAGCCCAUUGAGAUGUCUGAUCUGUUGGCAAUCCCAGAAAGCAUAUCAUGUUGGUCAUCCAAGAAAUUGUGGACCACCGUUGGCAUUGCAGUUGUUGGGGUGGCUGUUGCUUCUGGUUACUUUCUUGCCAGCAAGAGGUAGACAGGGUGAUUACAGGAUCCUUUCUCUUCCAGCAAUUGGUUCUUACAUAUUACUUCUUUUUUCUUCUUGGAAGUUAAUUUUGUACAUUUUUAGCCAAGUGCAUAAAAUUUUCAGCUGGUCACUGAUUCAUAACUUGUUAAACUUGCAUUUGCACUGUCUUGUGCAUUCUGGAUGUGCUUGGACAGAGUGCUGUAGAGUGACUAAUCUUGUGAAAUUUCAUUUUACAUCCAUUUGUUCUUGAUCUGGGUUUAGGUUGAGACAGGGUUAUGGAUGGACUGAUAAUGGAAAGUGUUGGUUGUGUAUUUA